Molecule: messenger RNA, 2149 nt
Organism: Saccostrea cuccullata (small rock oyster)
Lineage: Eukaryota; Metazoa; Mollusca; Bivalvia; Ostreida; Ostreidae
Exons: 4
Source: RefSeq, a predicted model, not a curated record
AUGUUUGUGCUUGUUAGUGACACAGUGAAUCUUACUGGUGAUCUUAUUUAUAUAGACAGGGGUGGUAACAUUAUCAAACCCUCUAAAGAUAACAAAACAAAGUCUACACUGAUAAAGAAAACAGAACGAUGGGUACCACGGUGUAUCUACACCUCCCACCGCAACGGCGAUUUUCUGGUCGGGAUGCAGUCCUAUAAUUUAGGCAUAAUAGCACGCUAUAAUGACAUUGGACAAUACAAACAGACAAUACAGCAUGGAAACAUAGACCGGAGACUGUUUCAUAAUCGUAUCUACAUCACAGAGAAUCGGAAUGGAGAUGUUAUUGUGUCUGACUUUGACCGUGAUGCUGUAGUGGUGACAGACAGUAGAGGAAGACACCGUUUCUUCUACACAGGACAUCCACGAGGAUCACGGUUUUUUCCAUUAAGAAUCUGUACUGACGCGCUGUCACAUAUCCUGGUGUGUGAUUUUAUCACCAGCGCAAUUCAUAUGCUUGACAAGGACGGCCACUUCCUGUCACUGAUACUGAAACGACGAGGAAUGGAUGGACCAACGUGUGUGUUGACAACUCUACGCUUUUUAGCCAAAGGAGAGUAUUUAUCUGAGGUUGGCGAUCUUCAUGGAAUUUCCAUAUCAUCCGCUUCCAGGAUCGUAACCUCUGUUACCUCUGCUUUGUGCGAGUCCUUGGAUAAUGUUAAGUUUCCUGAGUCAAAUGAAGAACUUUCAAAGGUGAAAGAGGACUUCUAUCAGGUUGCAGGGUUUCCAAAUGUUGUAGGGGCGAUUGAUGAGACGUUGAUACCAAUCCAAGGCAUGACAGGGGAUGAGGAGCCCAAUUUUAUCUGCAGAAAAGGGUAUCCCGCUAUAAAUGUACAAGGUGUUGUGGAUGCCAACCUUCGGAAAUGGCUCUUGACCCCAUUUGUUAACCCCAGGACCCCUCAGGAGCAGAGGUACAACAAUGCCCACAGCACCACAAGAAAUACAGUUGAGAGGGCAUUUGGAGUCCUCAAGAGUAGAUUCAGUGUGAUGUUAAACUUAAACAUUAUUUUUUUUAUUAAUAAAUUACAUGAGCAGGAGAAAAACAUUAAGAGACUCCUUUCCAUAGCACAGAACUAUGAACAAAGAUCUGAACAGUCAUUAAACAGACAAGUAAAAUUCCUUUUAUUUCUUAAGAAAACCCGUUUACCCAACCAAAAGGACACUCUCGAUGUUACACAACACACCCUUCUUUCCCUGACUGAGAAAACCGAAAUUAGAGGUAUCAGUAACUUAUUGAGCGAAAUACAAAUCAUAGAGACAGGAAAAAGACAGUUAAGAAACGAAAGUCUUCUGAAUCUGAUGUCUACCCCAAUGUUACAAAGAUCCUUCACGGUAACAGGUGUGAGUGAUGUUAGACACAUCUCCUUUCAGACACCAGAUCUAGUCUGGAUCAGUGAUAAUAACAAUCUCGUAUUGACAAAUAAAUCAGGCGAGAGACUACUUCAGUUGAGAGAUAUCAGUGGAGGAUAUGGGGCACAUACUUUCAGUGUUACACGAGGGCUUAUCUAUAUAGACAAUGUUUGUAAUAUUAAUAAAUUAUCUACAGAUAUGAGAACAAAGUCUACAUUGCUAACGAGAACAGGACCAUACGUGCCACUGUGUGUGUUUUGCUCUCCCUCCACUGGAGAACUAUUGGUAGGAAUGUGCAGAAGUGAUACACCUACAUGGAGGGCAAAGGUUACACGGUAUAACCACAUAGGACAACAGAUAAAGACAAUACAACACACAAAUACAGGGCAGGAACUGUACAGCUAUCCCGUGUAUAUCACAGAAAACCGCAAUGGAGACGUAAUUGUGUCUGACUUAUGCUUGGUAGUGGUGACAGAGCGUGGGGGAAGACACCGUUUCUCCUACACGGGACACCCAUCAGGAUCCUGGCUUAGUCCACAAGGACUCUGUACAGACGCGCUGUCGAACAUCCUGGUGUGUGAUGGUUACACUGACGCGGUACAAAUAGUUGACAAGAAUGGUGUUUUUCUGUCACUAAUACAGACACAACAUCACGGUAUAGAAAUACCAUGUAGCUUGAGUUAUGAUGGCAUAACGCAUCAACUCUGGGUAGGAUCACUGAACAACAACAGAAUGUGUGUAUACAGAUAUAUAAACAAACACG